AUGGAUAAGAAAAAUGAUGCUCCUCCUCCUCCUCCACCACCACCAACUCCUCCUCAGACGAUGCUAGAAAGAAAUGCUUCAAUGGAGAAGAUGAGUGAAGAGGAUAUAAUUCUUUUCGAGGUUUGUGCUCGCCUUUAUGGCGCCAUUCGCAUGCUGCUAGACACUUGUGCACCCGAUGAGGUGUCGAGGAUUAUAGCUGGGGUGUCGGCACGACUUGCCGUCUCUAUACGAUCAUUGGCAAGUCGCCUAAGCACCCCCGACAGGACAGGUUGGAGAACGUACCAAAGGCCAGAAGAUAAAUCAGGUGGGCACGGUGUUGGUUGGAGCCCGAUUAUACCUUAUGCAUUUUCUGUGCCUCAAGACUGGGAUGAGGUUCCUGUGUCCAUUGCCGACCUUGGAGGCACUGAGAUUGAUUUGAGAUUUGCAAGUCCUAAAGAGGGACGCCUUUUUGUGAUUGUAGCUCCUGUUCUAAGAUUUGCGGAUAAUCUAGGUGAUGAUGCGACUAUAGAACGAAUCGGGACUCCCGAGAAGGUGAUAAAUGCUUUUGGACCAGAAAUAAUUGGGGAAAAUGUUGAAGGAAAAGUCGUAAGUUCUGAAGUAUCAGAGCACUCGGGUAGGAAAUAUUACCAGUUUGAGUUAGAGCCGCCACACGUACUAAUAACAGCAACAGCAGCAGGCAAUCGCCUCUACUUGUUCAAUGUUACUGGAAACGGUCUUCAGUGGAAGAAGCACUACAAGGACCUCAAGAAGAUAGCCGACUCUUUCCGGGUCAUCUAAGACACCACCAACUACAAUAUGUUAAGCUUGAGAACAGAUUUGAGCUUUGUAUCUAACAAUGUAUUCUCAUUAAAUUUUUGUGAUGCUGUAUAGUACAAGAGAGAUCUUUCCCCAAAAUACAUUUUUUCACCUCGCUUCCAGAAGCUCUUGCAUUUGAUAUCUAAUGAUUUGAACAUGUGAGCCUCAAGGGUUCAAAACAAGAUUCAAUUAUGUUUCUCUUUUAUUUGAUAACCCUUCUCAAAUAACAAGUGCACUAUGUCCCGGUGUUUUCUCAGCCCCCGUAGAAUGAAAUACGACACGAGCCCCUUCUGACAUUGCCCAUCUUUCGGACUCUGCAUACAUGCCAGACAACAGCACAUAAUGCUUAUCAUUAGCCAAACCAUUUCUUAUCUUCAACUUGCCUACCAAUUCCAUCACGUUCGCUGCCAUAGUUGCAUCCGAAUAUAUCCGACAUGCACCAAGCAUUGCCCCAAGAACUUUAUCAUUUGGGGUCAUUGGCAUCCCCUUGAUGACCUCAAAAGCAUCCUGAAGUCUACCAGCUCGGCCCAAAAGAUCGACCAGACAACCAUAAUGCUUUAUGUUUGGUCUCAAACCAUAUAUCUUCAUCUUGGAGAAAGAUUCCAAGCCCACAUCCACAAAACCUCCGUGCGCACAAGCCGAUAAAACGGAGAGAAAAGUCACAGAGUCGGGUUUUUCACCCGAGCCCUCCAUUGUCCUAAAAAUUUCAACCGCCUCCCGACUUCUCCCGUGAAUGGCAAAUCCUGUGAUCAAACUAUUCCAAGUUGAUGCAUUUCUCCUUUGUGCCUCAUCAAAGAUUGAUCUCGCGUUCUCUAAGUCCCCGCAUUUUGCGUACAUGUCAACCAAUCCAUUCAAAACGAACUCGUUCAACUCAAUCCUAUUUUCGUAAAUAAUUCCGUGAAUCUCUCUCCCAAUAUCCAAUCUUCCCGACUGAGCACAAGCAGACAAAACACUCGCCAAUGUGACCUCGUUCGGCUUGAACCCUUCUUCCCGCAUUUUCCGAAAAGCAUCAAAAACCUCCUCACACAUCCCGUUCUGCGCGUAACCUGAAAUCAACGAGUUCCAAACCACCACAUUCCAUGACCCUGCAUCGUCAAAAACCUGCCGAGCCUUUACAAAGGCUCCUGCCCUGAAAUACCCCAUGAUCAAAACAGACCACACGUAGAAAUUCCUCUUGGGCAUUUUCUCAAACACCUCCCGGGCAGCCUCCAUCUCCCCGUUAGCAGCAUACCCACUGACCAUCACCGUCCACGUUACCACGCUCCUCAUGUCCUCCGGCACGCACUCGAAAACCCUCCGGGCGGCCGCUGUGUCCCCGCUCCUCGCCAGCCCGCCUAUCAUCUCGUGCCACGUGACGGAUGUCUUCCCGGGCAUGUUCUCGAACAGAACGGAAGCAAGGCUGGUGUGGCCGUUGCGCAUGUAGGAGCCAAUCAUGGCGUUCCAGGAGGCCGCGCUCCUCUGAGGCAUAUGGUCGAAAAGGUGGCGCGAGCUGGAGAUGUCGCCGCACUUGCCGUACAUGUCAACCAAGGCGGUCCCCACCAUGAUGUCGCUCUCGGAUCCGGACUUCAGAACCUCAGCGUGCAGGGAUCGGCCGAGUUCGAGCCGCAAGAGGCACGCGCAGGCCUUGAGGACCGACGGCAUCGCGGCGAUGGCUGCACCGGCGGCUGCCCGGCCGCGGAUGUAGAUCGAGAUGGCUUGUUUGGGCUUUUUCUGGUAGAUGCAGCUUUGUAUGGAGUGGAGCCAGCUUGGAGGUGGGGUUCCGGCGGCGUUCGUGUGGGUUUUGGUGGGUUGUUGUGCGGUGGCGGUGGCUUUCAUGUCAGCUCCGACUCAUUUGUGACGGCGGGUUAAACUUUAUAUGAAUGAAUUCAUAUGGAAA
Molecule: messenger RNA, 2671 nt
Organism: Striga asiatica
Lineage: Eukaryota; Viridiplantae; Streptophyta; Magnoliopsida; Lamiales; Orobanchaceae
Source: the annotation of a GenBank genome assembly